CUAACAUCCAUUCACAAUUUCACAGUCCACUUCACUCUCCAAAAUGUUAAACUGCGUCGUUUUGUUUAUCUUCUUUGUUGCCUUCUUCCAAGGUUUUCUCUCCACCAACUGUCACUCUGGAGUCAUUCUCCCGACUCAACUCCACCGUGUGAGUAGUCCAUCGCUUAACCUUAACCUCGACUACCAACCGGUGAUCGGAAUUCUCAGCCACCCUGGGGAUGGCGCUUCUGGCCGCAUCAGUAAUGCUACGGAAGCUUCCUUUAUUCACGCAUCGUAUGUUAAGCUUGUGGAGGCUGCUGGCGGUAGAGUUGUUCCUCUCAUUUACAAUGAGCCACAGGAGAAGCUUCUCAAGAAGCUGGAAUUGAUAAAUGGGGUUCUCUUCACUGGUGGAUGGGUUAAAGAUGGUCCAUAUUUUGAAACUGUUGAAAGAGUAUUUAAGAAAGCUUUAGAGAAAAAUGAUGCUGGAGACCAUUUUCCAUUAUAUGCCAUCUGCUUAGGAUUUCAACUUAUAACAAUGAUCAUAAGUCAGGACAACAAUAUUCUUGAAAAAUUUAAAGCACAAAAUCAGGCAAGCACUCUUCAAUUUGUCGAGAACGUGCAAAUUGAAGGGACCGUAUUUCAAAGAUUUCCUCCAGACUUGUUAAAGAAGUUGAGCACAGAUUCUCUAGUCAUGCAAAAUCAUGCUUAUGGCAUAUCCCCGGCAAAGUUUCUUGGUAAUCAAAAGUUAUCAAGUUUUUUCGAGAUUCUGACAACUUGCAAAGACGAAGAAGACAAGGUUUAUGUUUCCACGGUACGUUCGAAAAAAUAUCCGGUGACAGGCUUCCAAUGGCAUCCAGAGAAAAAUGCCUUUGUAUGGGGCUCAACAAAAAUUCCACACACACAGGAAGCCAUUCAGACAACUCAGUAUGUUGCAAACUUCUUGGUCAGUGAAGCUAGUAAAUCCUUAAACAGACCAGUUGCUCAAGAAUUGUUUGACAAUCUCAUUUACAAUCCCUGUCCAACUUUUUAUGCAAAGGAAGGGAAAGCAUAUGAUGAAGUUUAUGUAUUUGUAUAAAUCUAAUUGCUGAAGAAAAAAUCCAAAAUUUUGAGGGCGUCGACUAUAUUUUACCGCAACAUAUAUAAAGAUUCCCAACGUAACCGCGACUGUAAUCGCAUUAUAAAACUAUAGUGUGUAAUACUUGUAUUAGUAUUGUAUUCGCAACACUGUGUUGAAUGCAUCCGUUACCAUAGUUGUUUAAUGUGUAGCUUUCCUCCUAGUUGUAAGUCUUGUAAAACUCUGUUAAACCAAAUCACAUCUCUGAACCAACAAUGAAAGUGCUCAAUAUUUUCUUGCAAGUUAAUUCUCCAAUUUGAGGAGGCAUUGAUGCUAAUGAAUUGCAAUUUGUAAUCAUA
Vicia villosa (hairy vetch) is the source of this 1392-nucleotide messenger RNA. RefSeq names its product gamma-glutamyl hydrolase 2-like. Gene Ontology annotation, biological process: tetrahydrofolylpolyglutamate metabolic process. The coding region runs from base 44 to 1054 and encodes 336 amino acids. Gene Ontology annotation, molecular function: gamma-glutamyl-peptidase activity. The record is from RefSeq and is a predicted model, not a curated record. The transcript has 10 exons. Lineage: Eukaryota; Viridiplantae; Streptophyta; Magnoliopsida; Fabales; Fabaceae. Gene Ontology annotation, cellular component: vacuole.